GUUUUUGUUCUAUAUAAAAAAAAAAAACUUUGAACCCAAUAGUCUUUCUUUUUUCUCCUAUCAGAUCUCUUCUUGAGUCGAAUAAAUCAGAACCCUUCAUGGAUUUUCUCAACUUCUCUUUGAUCCUUCUUUUUGUAGCUCUCAUCACCAAUCUCCUCCAGUGGCCGAUGCAAAAAUAUAAAAGGCUUCCUCCAGGCCCACAAAGGUGGCCUAUAGUCGGCAACCUUCUCCAGUUGGGCCAUCUACCUCACAGAGACUUAGCCUCCCUAUGCAACAAAUAUGGGCCUCUAGUCUACCUCCGGCUUGGCAGCGUUGACGCAAUCACCACCAAUGAUCCCGAAAUCAUACGUGAAAUACUCCUCCGCCAAGAUGAUGUCUUCGCCUCCCGUCCACGGACCCUCGCCGCCGUGCAUCUUGCUUACGGGUGUGGGGACGUGGCGUUGGCCCCAGUAGGCCCAAAUUGGAAGCGAAUGAGAAGAAUCUGUAUGGAACAACUGCUGACAACAAAGAGGCUCGAGUCAUUUGCAAAGCAUCGUGCUGAGGAAGCCCAACAUCUGAUACGAGACGUUUGGACCCAGGCCCGAACGGGCAAGGCAGUGAACUUGAGGGAGGUACUGGGGGCAUUUUCAAUGAACAAUGUGACCAGAAUGUUACUAGGAAAGCAAUACUUUGGAGCUGAAUCCGCGGGUCCCCAAGAGGCUUUGGAGUUCAUGCACGUAACCCAUGAAUUGUUUAGGCUUUUGGGCGUGAUUUAUUUGGGUGAUUAUUUGCCAUUCUGGAGGUGGAUUGAUCCUUAUGGGUGUGAGAAGAAAAUGAGGGAAGUAGAGAAGAGAGUGGAUGAUUUUCACUCUACAAUUAUUGAACAACACAAGAAAGCCAGAAAAAUGAAAGGGGAAAAAGAGAGUGUUGAAGAAGGUGAAAUGGAUUUUGUUGAUGUUUUAUUAUCAUUACCAGGGUUGGAUGGACAAGAGCACAUGGAUGAUGUAGAGAUAAAAGCCUUGAUUCAGGAUAUGAUAGCUGCGGCAACAGAUACUUCAGCUGUGACCAACGAAUGGGCAAUGGCAGAGGUGAUCAGGCAUCCACGUGUCCUUCAGAAAAUACAAGAGGAGCUUGAUUCUGUGAUAGGUCCCAAUAGAAUGGUGACGGAGUCAGACUUGGUCCACCUCAACUACCUACGCUGCGUCGUACGUGAAACAUUUCGGAUGCACCCAGCUGGACCCUUUCUGAUCCCACAUGAAUCCCUACAUGCUACCACAAUCAACGGCUAUUAUAUCCCUGCCAAAACCCGUAUAUUCAUCAACACUCAUGGGCUGGGCCGAAACACUAAGGUGUGGACUGAUGUGGAGGAGUUUCGGCCCGAGAGACAUUGGCUUGACGAUGGCAGCCGAGUAGAGAUAAGCCAUGGAGCCGAUUUCAAAAUAUUGCCUUUCAGUGCAGGGAAGAGGAAGUGCCCUGGGGCACCACUCGGAGUGACUUUGGUGCUCAUGGCUCUGGCUCGCCUCUUUCAUGCUUUUGAUUGGUCUCCACCAGAUGGGCUGAGAUAUGAAGAUAUCGAUACAAAUGAAGUUUAUGGCAUGACUAUGCCGAAAGCUAAGCCCUUAUUUGCAGUGGCUACCCCACGUCUCGCCCCACAUAUGUAUAAUUGAUUCAAGGCUGCCUCCCUGCUUUUCGUGAAAAUAAAAACAACUAAAGAAUCAGGAAGAAGAGGGUGACUACAGUUGUAAUUGAUCGUAUGGAAUAAUUAAAUAAUGUUAUAGACUAUAACAUAAGGAAUUUCUGCAGCUAAUGUAAGAGCUUCAAAAAUGAUGAGAUUAUCAGUUAAAAUAUAAAUAUAUACUUAACGAACGAAGUUUUAAACGUU
Messenger RNA from Ricinus communis (castor bean), 1861 nucleotides. Its product is annotated as cytochrome P450 703A2. The record is from RefSeq and is a predicted model, not a curated record. Bases 99 to 1646 code for a protein of 515 amino acids. The transcript is spliced from 2 exons. NCBI's taxonomy places the organism in Eukaryota, Viridiplantae, Streptophyta, Magnoliopsida, Malpighiales, Euphorbiaceae. Gene Ontology annotation, molecular function: heme binding; oxidoreductase activity, acting on paired donors, with incorporation or reduction of molecular oxygen; monooxygenase activity.